Molecule: messenger RNA, 3327 nt
Organism: Zootermopsis nevadensis
Lineage: Eukaryota; Metazoa; Arthropoda; Insecta; Blattodea; Termopsidae
Source: RefSeq, a predicted model, not a curated record
GAAAAAAAAACAGACAACUGUUUAUACCAAGAUAACAUUAGAACAAGCAUCACCGGCCAAUUUCAAUCAUUUUAGAAUGUAGAAAAGAUGGCCUUCUGUUUAAAUUAUCGAAAACAGUCUAGACACUUCUGACCUGACAGCCAGUGGAAAGUUACAACAUUUAUCUUAUUGAGUGUUAGGAUGCACAAGAUUUCACACAAUGCAUACUUUAGUUCUUUCAAUACAUGCUUAAAUUUAAAAUUACAAAAUUCACGGUUCAUCAAUUCUAUGCACAAUCCCACUUACAUAUAUAACAAGUCUGUAUCAAGCAGCAAUGUUACCUUCAUAGCUAUAUGUGGGGGCAAUGAGGUUUACUAUGCAGUAAUUUUACUUGUAGCACAACCAAAAUUUCAUUAACACUACUGUCUCAAGUAAUACCGCAAACUGAAAACUGAUACCUCGUAAGAAUAUUAUCAACUUAGCAGCUGAAAAUACACAUAUGACUGAAUCAUCGCACAUAAUUUAUCAUGAUUGGAGACACCUGCUUAUCCUCUGCCCUAAAUAUUUUAUCUUCCCUGAUUACACAUCAUCAGUUAUGUUGAUGUAAGAUUCAUGAACCUGCUAUUAAGUAAUUUGUAUGGAACUGGGAGUGGUCUGUGAUAAGACUUGCUUAUCUACAUCAAUGGUAUUACUGACUGAUGUCUCACACAAUGUGACUGGUGUCAUAAAAUGGGAGAUUAUAAUUGUUUCCAAAUGGCAGGGCUGAUAGCUGACAGGUGAUAACAAAAAGGUUGCACAAACAUACUUUAAUGUACCACCAACAGAACAGAGCGCAGUACACUAAAGUCAAGACAGGUUAUCCACAUGUCAAAAAAUGCUGGAAGUUGCAGGUAAUACUGACAUACUAGCAGUCACCACACUGUCAGUAAUUCUGCUGAUCAUGUCUUUGAUCAUGGGACUCAAGAUUCACUGGUUUCGUGCUCGAAUGAAUAUGAACGCAACUACGAGCAGCGACGAACUGGGAUCAUUAGCUGGCGUGUAUCGAAGCCAACCUUUUGAAGUGUCAAGUUCAACUCCCCUAGCAACUCAGCCACACAACAAUUUAACUGCAAGCAGUUCAUCACAUAAAUCACUUGCAUCACCACUUUCAGCACAAUUAUCGUUACCCUUAUUAUCAGCAAAUAAGUUUAAAAUUAAUUCAAAGAAGAAACUUCCAGCUUCUUCACCUGAAAAUCUACCUGUCGGAGAAUCACAGCCAACAAAACACAAACAAGACAAUGAAGAUGGGAAAAAGAAGAAAACUAAGCCUACAUCUGGUAAUAACACUCUCUUAGCGCCAAAUGAACUUCAUAGUUCUACACAAAUGACUUCACUGACAAACCUUUCUGUAGGGCAGUCACAGCCAUCAAAUCAAAAGGAAAAGAAAGAAGGUGGAAAUAAGACAAAAUCUUUAUUCUCAUUUACUAAAAAUCCACUUCCCAAGCCAGAGAACCAUAACAAACCACCUAAUAACUCUGUGCAAAAUCCACCAGUGUUUGCAGUCACUAAACAACAAAAGCUGUCAAACAAAAAAGAAAAGAACGCAGAUGGAAACAAAUCCAAAGUACUCUCUUCAACCAGUAAAAAUCCACUAAGCAAACCAGAGAAAAAUAAUCAACCAGUGGAUGUCAAAAGUCCUCCAGACAGCAUGGGGCAGAGUAUGAAGCCAAAAAGCAAAGUUCCUGCCCCUAAAGGUAUUCUCCAGAAGGCAAAAUCACCACCACUUCCAAACACAGAUGAUAAUGCUCCUUCACUAAAACUGACUGGUAGUAGUACGUCUCUCAAACUGACUGAUAAUAGUUCAGUUACUCUCAGACAGACAGAUGACAGUUCACCUCUCAAACCAACUGAUGGCAAUUCAUCUCUUCUCAAAACAAAAACACCAAUUCCAUUAUAUAUUUUAGAGCAGGAAGAAUCAGAGUCAGAAUCAUAAAACAACUGACUGGAAAAAACAUUGCUUCUGAAAACGUAAUGGAGACAUUCUUAAGUGAAGUACAUAUAAGAGGUCACAGCCGUUAAGUAAAUUUGUUAGAGGCAACAUUUCAACGAGUCUUGUGACUUAAAUGGUGCGUAAAUAAAAAUUUCACAUUUCACUCUAGGGUGCUACGGACAGUGAUGAAAUGCAAAUCAACAAAAAACAGUAUGAGACGUAAGAGCCAUUUGAGUGAUAACAUUGAGAGAUAAUGGUUAUGGCACUACCAUCGUAGCAGUCACUAGGAAGGACUGAGGAAAACAAUUGAGACCCUCAGUCAACACAUCCCCUAACCAAGACGCCAAUCUGAUACCUCUAUAACAUACAACAGAUGCAUUACCAUUGAGCUAACCCAUUCAACAAUUACAAAUUGAAGAUCUGAGAUGAAGAGGACCGGCAUUUAGCUAAUAAUUUAUCAAGCAGAAUGAUUUAUAUUAAACAAGAUUAAUUUCAAUCUUCACAAAUUAUGAACUGUAUAAAGAAAUGGACAGUUUUCUUGAAACAGGUACCUACAAGAUAUCCAUAAAGACAAGGUCAGUAAAGGUACGUUCACUGUGCUCUAAUUUGAAAUUCUGACACUUACGAGUAUUAUACAUUCUUAAAACUGCAGAAUCAAUUACAUGUUUGGUGAAAACAAGUGUAGAUUUUGACAGCCCAUGUAGGUCAACUGCCCAUUAUGUGUGUACAUAUAUAAUAUCAGUGCCAUUAUUUGGUGAUUCGAUGACAAUAAAGAUGAUUAGGAAAGCAGAGGUGGUAUAAACGGUACCUGAACAAGACAGCAGAAAAUAUUUUUGAAGUAUCCAUUUCCUGAGAUUUUAGACUUGUCUGAAUGUGAUGAUGAUUCACGACAAUCUAUCGAAGGUAAUUUUAACUAUUUGCGCUGCAGCCUAUCGGUGGUAAAGUGCAGGUAAGAGACAUACGAGGACAGAAGAAAAAGGCACAAGAGGUAUCCAUUUCCUAAGACAGUGUCAUCUUUCAUAAAAGCGGGAGAGCAGAAAAGGUAUCCAACAGUUCUGUCAUCUGUAUGUGGCCACAUAAACUACAAGAUGUCACACCAAAUUGGUUGCCAUGUGAAAAAUGCCUUCAGGACUUACGUGUCUUCUGCAUCGUACACCUUUCCAAACUUGUAUAUUUAUUCUAAAAUCUUAAGGGAACAGUCUACUUAGAUGCCUCAAGCAGAAACGGGAUGAUAAUGAGAUAGCACUCAAGAGAAACAAGUUGUAAAGAUGUGAACUGCAUUAGGAAUGAGUUCAGUUGUGAGCUGUCACGAUCUUCAGGUUCUAUUAACAUUUGUUAUUUCUUAAUAAAAUCAAUAAUUAUCAUCUGCUCAAGGAGAA